This is a messenger RNA of Clunio marinus, 300 nucleotides long. Lineage: Eukaryota; Metazoa; Arthropoda; Insecta; Diptera; Chironomidae. The record is from the annotation of a GenBank genome assembly.
AUGGAUCGAUUGGUUCAACCCCUUAAUUUUACAAUACCAUCCAAUAAUUUCAGCUUCACGUUUAGAUGUGAAGCACCACAAGAAGUUCAAAAAUAUUUUCUGUCUGUUAAAUUUGGGUUCAACAUUUCCAUUACAUCGAAAAAAGGUUUCUUGAAUCAUCUGGAGAGAAAGAAAAGGAAGGAAAGAUCAAUGAUCACUGAACUAAGGUUUGGUGUUUCUAUUCAACUUCAGGGCAUCUUCAGGGAAGCCUCUCAUAAACUAUUCAUACGUGACCCAAAAAAGCCCAAGCCAAAAAAAUAA